AGUAACACGACAUGGAAACCGAAGAAGGUAUCGAUAAAACUUUGUUAAAGCGUUGCUAAAGAAACUUGCGGUGUAGCGUGUAAACAGUUUGAAGUUUGAUAGCAACCACUAUGUCGUGUCAGAAGAAAAGUUUCAACUGGAAGUUCAGAGAAUAUGAACGACAUCGUUUGAAGGUGAAAGAAGCAACAUGUGCUAUCGACGUGAAUCCUCCUCAAGAUAGACCUCACGUAGUCUUCAACGCGAAGGGCUUGCAAUUAGAAAGAGAAAAACAAGACCGAAUCAUGAGAGACAAUUUCAUUCUUCUGAAGAAGCUGCGUGAUAUUAUGCAGAGGAAAAGGGUGAUCGAGGAGAGCCACAGAUUGAAGUGGGACGAGUCUCGAUGUAUCAGAACUCGCUGA
Molecule: messenger RNA, 398 nt
Organism: Megachile rotundata (alfalfa leafcutting bee)
Lineage: Eukaryota; Metazoa; Arthropoda; Insecta; Hymenoptera; Megachilidae
Source: RefSeq, a predicted model, not a curated record